Solea solea (common sole) is the source of this 1768-nucleotide messenger RNA. RefSeq names its product RAD18 E3 ubiquitin protein ligase (gene rad18). NCBI's taxonomy places the organism in Eukaryota, Metazoa, Chordata, Actinopteri, Pleuronectiformes, Soleidae. Gene Ontology annotation, cellular component: Rad6-Rad18 complex; nucleus. Bases 96 to 1604 code for a protein of 502 amino acids. The transcript has 13 exons. Gene Ontology annotation, biological process: DNA damage tolerance; protein monoubiquitination. The record is from RefSeq and is a predicted model, not a curated record. Gene Ontology annotation, molecular function: single-stranded DNA binding; ubiquitin protein ligase activity.
UCGUCUCGAGCGGGAAUACUCCGUAGACUUCAGAACCACAAACAAAAAGCUUUGGGAUUUAGUUACAAAGCAAAGGCGCUGUUUGAUGAGCAGACAUGGCCUUAAAGAAUGAAGCGGAGUUACCACCUGGCCUUGAGUGUCUCAAAAAUGUGGACAAUCUGCUUCGGUGCCCAAUCUGCUUUGAUCACCUGGAUAUUUCAAUGAUGACAAAAUGCUCUCACAACUUUUGCUCUUUAUGCAUCAGAAAAUUUCUCUCCUACAAGUUACUGUGUCCAGUUUGCAACUCGGAAUUGACAGAACAAGAUCUAAGAAACAACCGCGUAUUAGACGAACUGGUCGCAAACUUUCAAGCUGCAAGGCUGCGGCUGUCAAAAGUACACUUUGACUCUCCUCCAAUAUCGCCUAAAACCCCAGCUUCAGCUGUCAAAUGUAAAACACCCAGAGCCAAGGGCCAGAAGUGUAGCACCUCCAAUCUGAGUCACUUUUUCCAGAAGAGGACCAAAUCAUCGCCCACUUCAGAAAACCAACAAGAGGGAUCCGUCUCUCAGUGCUCGGAGCAGGGAAAAAUGAGGACUGCACGCACCUGUGGUGCAAAUAGCUCUGACCUACAUUUAGAAAAUACUUCAGUUCCAGUAGCUGUGAAGGAAGAGCCGACGGAUGUGCAGGUCCAGGGGCUGAUGUCAGUCAAACAGGAAGACGCAGUCUCGUGUAGUAUCAGCACGGGGGUGGAGAUGCCACAUUCUUCAGCGCCGUCCCAUGAUGUAAAGUCUGUAAUUAAAGUGGAGUGCCCCGUGUGUUCGGUGGGUGUGUCACAGCAGUUUAUCAACAAGCAUCUGGACACGUGUCUCUCCAGCGGAGAGAAGAAGGAAAGCUUGAGAAGCUCCCUUAGUAAGGCAAGGCGUCCAAUGAGCAAACUGGUCUACAACCUACUCUCCACGGUGGAGCUAAAGCGGAGACUGAAGGAGAGCUACCUCUCGGUGCAGGGUUCUCGAGAUCAGAUGAUCAAAAGACACAAGGAGUUUGUCCACAUAUACAAUGCUCAGUGUGAUUCUCUAAACCCUAAAUCAGCUGAAGAUAUUGCCAAAGAGGUGGAGGCCAAUGAGAAGAGCAGGAACCAGCUACAAGGGAAAGCCAAACCUGUCAUGGUUUUCACUAAGAAACAGACGGAAAAGGAAAUUGAGGAGAUUCAUUCAAAUUAUAGGAAGCAGCACAGCAACGACUUUUCCCGCCUCAUUGCCCAGGUCCGGGGUCGCCUAGAAACCACCAGGCAGCUGCGGAUCAAAAAGGAAGUCAUUGUGAAGGAAGAAGAUGUAGAAAAGACACUCUCUGCAGAUCAAGAUUCAGGAUCAAGGAGCUGCCUCCAGAUGAAAGCAGAAGACACAGUCGGGGAAGAGGAGCAAUCAGCGAGAGGAAUUGAGUUGCCACCCAGUCCCACUAACAGUGACGUGUCCAUCAGCAGUUCUAUUUCUGACAUCUUUGGUCCAGAGCCUGUCAUAAAACACCAAGACACAGCGAGUACCUCGGCCCAAAACCGAAAGUCCAGCUUCAGAGGAGAUAACUCGGGUUCAUCGCCUGUUCGAGGAAAACGACGGCGUAAAACAUAGCAGAGCUGAGCUGAUCUGAGGCAGGAAAGACGGAGACUCAACUUCAUACUAAUACACUCAAGAUUAGAGGGAAACUAUUAUGAAUUUAUUUGUCAUUUUUCUUUUCAUUUUCAAUGUUCACGGUGAGUUUGUUAUGAAUAAAUUUUGAGUAUUUUAUCAGGUUA